CACCCCCAGGACUGAAGAUGCCAGAGCAAAGUAACGACUACCGGGUGGUGGUGUUCGGCGCCGGCGGCGUGGGCAAGAGCUCGCUGGUGGUGCGCUUCGUCAAGGGCACCUUCCGAGACACGUACAUCCCCACGGUGGAGGACACCUACACGCAGGUGAUCAGCUGUGACAAGAGCGUGUGCACGCUGCAGAUCACCGACACCACGGGCAGCCACCAGUUCCCCGCAAUGCAGCGCCUGUCCAUCUCCAAGGGCCACGCCUUCAUCCUGGUCUACUCCAUCACCAGCAAGCAGUCGCUGGAGGAGCUCAAGCCCAUCUACCAGCAGGUGCUGGCCAUCAAGGGCAACGUGGAGAACAUUCCCAUCAUGCUCGUGGGCAACAAGAUGGACGAGCCGCAGCGCGAGGUGGACACGCGGGACGGCGAGGCGCAGGCGCGGGCCUGGAAGUGCGCCUUCAUGGAGACGUCCGCCAAGACCAACCACAACGUCAAGGAGCUGUUCCAGGAGCUGCUCAACCUGGACAAGAAGAGGAACAUGAGCCUCAACAUCGACGGCAAGCGCUCCAGCAAGCAGAAGCGCGCCGACAAGCUCAAGGGCAAGUGCACGAUCAUGUAGGAGCGGCCGUCGUCCGGGGGACGGACUCGCACGCUGACCAGGUGGAGCGGAGAGGAGAGGAAGAGGUCGACUCAAGGGCAGAAUAAAAAGUCAAAUAAAAAGAGGGAGAAUAUGUUGUUGUGUUGAUUACAGAUGCCUUCACCACCACCACACCAGCUCAUCCCAGCCCUGCUCACGCUAAAGCCCAGAGAGAGAGACAGAGACGAGACGGAGAUGAGACAGAGACGAGACAGAGACGAGACAUUCUCCAGCGUCAGUGCAGUUUCCUGUUUUUACUUUAAGGGAAUUGGGGAGAGUGAGGGCGCAUGAUAAACGCACAGACACGGAACAAGGCUGAGACGGAACAAGGCUGAGAUGGAACAAGGCUGAGACGGAACAAGGCUGAGACGGUUUCACAGAAAGCUGCAUUUUCCAUCUCAAGGAUGACAAGAGCGGGGGAAAAAAAGAGAAAACAGAGCUUAAGAGUAGAAAUCAGGGAAGAGUGUUUCAGUCUCCCCUUCAGUCAUUCCAUGUCAUGCCAUCUCUCUCCAUGAAAUAACUGCACAGAUGUUUAGAUAUACUACUGAGAGGGGCCAUAGCUGGAGGGGGGCCUGGUCAAGGCACUACUCGACAUGUGGACUGGACUGGACUGGACGUCCUCCAGAGCUUCAGCAUGCAGUCCUUCUGGUCAGCCUCUGUGUGUGCAUCUUAGUCAUUGGGUUGAUUUAGCGUGUUUGUUCAAUAGCAUGUACCAACAGGGUUGAGUUCUGUGCAGGCGUACGCCCACUGGCGGGGUCAUCUCACACUCUCGGUGCUCUCAUAGGUCACACUGAGAGCCCCUGCCAACUUUCAGAUGGUUUGAUUGGUCCUUACCUGUCAGUCAGACUGUGCGUAGGACUCUGGGACUCGGAGCUCUGCCCAUGGCCUCACCUGGCAUUCUGCAACCCUGCACAGAAUCUCUGAGAGUAUGCAAACAAGCUUCACCUUUAGACAAAGUUGAUUCAGAAUAGCAAAGUAAAAAAAAAAGUGUUUGGACGCAUUUCAAUGUUAGUAGCACAAACAAUUUACAUUUUUAACCACAGGAAAUAACAUUUUUUUUAUUGGAGCAAAAGAAUUGUAAUGCACUUCCUUAACGCGGUUUGUGGAUAGGUGUUUGCAGAUUUGUACUGUGUAUUUCUGACUAUUCUCUUUUCAAAGACCCAGUCCAGUGCCACAUCUGGGCCUGCUUGCUUUCGUUUUGGUUCCUGCGUUAGAAAUGAAAACACCAGACUGCAGCUGGCUCUGAGACGGGUCCAACCCUUACCUGCCCCAGGUGGGCCACAGCUGGACCUUGCCUGCCCCAGGUGUGCCACAGCUGGGUCCAACCCUUACCUGUCCCAGGUGUGCCAUAGCUAGACCUUACCUGCCCCAGGUGUGCCACAGCUAGACCUUACCUGGUUCAUACCUUUUAUCUAACUUUUGAACCCAGAGUUUUGCUCACAGAGUCGCGGUUUGUGGUUGUUGUUAUUAUUCUUUUACAUUUUAUUUAGUCUUUUACUAAUAUUGUCUUUUUAUUUCUUUAUAAGUACUUUAAACACUUAUUUUUUAUGUAAUUUAUGUAAACAUCAACAUAAAGAUACCUGUCCCAUAAGGCAUAAGGGAUCACUACGUAGAUCACUACUGCAAGGUCACUGUCCCAUGUCUGAGCUGCAUCUGCAUAAGGGGUCACUAUGAUGCAAGGUUCCUGGUAUAACAUCAGGAGAAACCGCUGAUCUCUAAACAACACGUCAACUAGACACAACAGCUGCUCAGUGCUGUGUCCUUCUAGGGAUCAUCUCUCUGGGUUACUCUCAUAGCUACCCUGGUUAGCCAGUUAGCUCUCUUCAUAGAGCAGCUCUCUGGGUUACUCUCAUAGCUACCCUGGUUACCCUGGUUACCUUGGUUACCUCUCUUCAUAGUGCAGCCCUCAGACCCACCAGACCUGGGCCAUACCCGUGCCAGACCUGGGCCAUACCAGUCCGUCACAGAGCCGCAUGCUGCCUGGGAAUGCUUAGCAAUACAUUAUGGUCUGGAUGAACGGGCUGCCAACUCUUUGCUUCUUUUGUUUAUCUUUGACACCCUGCGUUUACUCACAGUGUUUUGUUUUUGUUUGUCUUUG
Molecule: messenger RNA, 2730 nt
Organism: Alosa alosa (allis shad)
Lineage: Eukaryota; Metazoa; Chordata; Actinopteri; Clupeiformes; Clupeidae
Gene: diras1a
Product: DIRAS family, GTP-binding RAS-like 1a
Exons: 1
Coding region: 18-614 (198 amino acids)
Biological process (GO): signal transduction
Cellular component (GO): plasma membrane
Molecular function (GO): GDP binding; GTP binding; GTPase activity
Source: RefSeq, a predicted model, not a curated record